Paramormyrops kingsleyae is the source of this 2710-nucleotide messenger RNA. RefSeq names its product long-chain fatty acid transport protein 2-like. Gene Ontology annotation, cellular component: plasma membrane; endoplasmic reticulum membrane. Gene Ontology annotation, biological process: long-chain fatty acid metabolic process; long-chain fatty acid import into cell. Gene Ontology annotation, molecular function: long-chain fatty acid-CoA ligase activity; long-chain fatty acid transmembrane transporter activity. NCBI's taxonomy places the organism in Eukaryota, Metazoa, Chordata, Actinopteri, Osteoglossiformes, Mormyridae. The record is from RefSeq and is a predicted model, not a curated record.
AAUGACUUAACUGUUGGCCUAUAAUCUGACUUUUAAAUCAAAGCGUUUACAAUACCCACUAUCAAUGUUUAUAACUUUACUAAAUAUUGAUGCACCACUACAAUUUUUAAAUAAGCCGACUGGCUAACAGAAAUGUAAUACGGUUGCGGGAAGUCGGCACAGCCUUUGUAAGCACAAGAGUACUCGAAAUAUGACAGUGCAAAUCACUGAAGAUCACAAUGCUCCGCCUUCACGCUGGGGAAAAAAACUACCGAUUUAGCAAAGUCCACACUUAUUUGGAAGCUAGGUGUACUCGCUAUACUUCAGAAUAAUGCUCUUCUGACUUCAUUCAACUGGUGGAUACACAUAGUUCGGCAAUAAAUUCAUGUGCAUCUGAUUUUGAUUACAAUGUACAUUUUCUCAGCAUUUCUUGCCACCGUGGUUGUAUUACCACUGGUUAUAAAUGUGUAUUUUCCUUACUUUUGGAUGGACUGCUUGUAUAUGGUAAAAAUUAUAAGAGCUUUGAUCAAGUUUGCUAGGCGCACGAUGGGGAAAAGAUUAUUUUUUGUAUUAGACAAAUUCUACGAGCAAGUGGCAAAGCACCCCGAAAAACCAUUCAUCAUUUUUGAAAAUGAAACGUUUUCAUACCGGGAGACAGACGCAAAAGCCAACAAAGUCGCCCAGGCUUUGAAAAGGCACAGCAGGUUGCAAGCGGGGGACACGGCGGCGCUUUACAUGGGAAACGAGCCGGCGUUUAUUUUCACCUGGCUCGCGCUGGAGAAGCUGGGCUGCUCAGUGGCUCUGCUCAAUCACAACGUCAGGUCAAAGUCUCUCCUGCACUGUUUCGGCUGCUGUGGGGCAAAAGUCCUAAUUGCAGCUGCAGACCUCACAGAUGCUGUGCGGGAAGUGCUCCCCGCCUUGCAGGAGCAGGAUGUCACCGUGUUUGUCAUGGCAAAGGAGCAGAGCACCCAGGGUAUGGUGACCUUGCUGGACAAGGUGGAGGCGGCGUCGGAUGAGCCCAUUCCGCUAUCAGCCAGGUCGAACAUAACAUUAAAAAGCCCAGCUGUUUACAUCUACACAUCUGGAACAACAGGCCUCCCGAAAGCAGCUGUAGUCAAUCAGCAUCGCCUUCUGAUCGCCAUGGCGGUGCUGACGACCAACGGUGUCACUCCGAAGGACGUUGUUUACAUCAAUCUGCCUCUGUAUCACGCUGCUGGCUUUAUCAUAGGCUUCCUUGGAUCCACAGAAAUAGGCACAACAAUAGUAUUACGACGUAAGUUUUCAGCCUCCCAGUUCUGGGAUGAUUGCAGAAAAUACAACGUGACAGUAAUCCAAUACAUCGGAGAGAUAUUGCGCUAUCUCUGCAACACACCAAAGAGAGACAAUGACAGAGACCAUAAAGUGAGAUUAGCCAUUGGAAAUGGCGUCAGAGCCAAUGUGUGGAAGGAGUUCCUCGACAGGUUUGGUAACAUUACGGUCAGAGAAUUCUAUGCCGCCACAGAAGGGAAUAUUGGGUUUGUGAACUACACAGGCAAGAUUGGUGCCGCCGGAAGGAUCAACUUUCUGCACAAAAAACUAUACUCCUAUACACUGAUUAAGUAUGACACAGAGAAAGACGAGCCAGUCAGAGACUCCAGGGGUCUGUGUGUUGAAGUCCCAGUAGGAGAAACUGGACUUUUAGUGUCCAGGAUUACUAGAUUUGCCCCUUUCUCUGGAUAUGCGAGGAAUGCCCAGCAGACAGAGAAAAAGGUGCUUCGCGAUGUCUUUCAAAAGGGAGACGCCUACUUCAACACCGGAGACCUGCUGAGGUCUGACCAUGACAACUUUAUCUACUUCCAGGACCGUGUUGGAGAUACGUAUAGAUGGAAAGGGGAGAAUGUAGCCACAACAGAAGUUUCUGAUGUUCUCACAAUGUUGGACUUCAUUGAAGAAGCAAACGUUUAUGGAGUUGAAGUCAAAGGUCACGAGGGAAGGGUUGGCAUGGCUGCUGUUACACUGAAAAAAGAAGAGCAAUUUGAUGGUGGUACAAUGUUCAACCACGUUGCUUCCUACCUACCAGCUUACGCCAGGCCUCGCUUUAUCAGAAUUCAGAGCUCCUUAGAGCUGACCGGAACAUUCAAGCAGAUGAAACUGAAGCUGGUGCAAGAGGGCUUCGGUCCAGCUGUGGUCCCAGAUCCUUUAUUUAUUCUGAAUGAGAGCCAGAAGACAUACAUACCAAUGACAGAGGAGAUUAAUAAGAUGAUCCUGUCAGGGAGCAUGAAGCUUUGAAGCUGUACAGUAAUAUAAUGUAGCACUGUCUAUGAACGGGUAUUGCGUCCAAAGUGGGACAGAAUAUGAUAGAGGGUUUUAAAUGUAAUUACUUUUUAAAUCAUGUUUACAUCACUAUAAUCCUGACUAGAACUGCAACUCAGGGAUGUAAACUCUUAAAGUAACCUUGGAAAAUCAAACAAGCCCAGUAACCACAACAAUAAUAGGUAUGAAACAGACAACAGAAAAAAAUAUUAGAUAUAUGCCUUAUAUUUCUGGGACCCGGGCUCGAGAUUCUGCCAUGGCUCCAUACGUUGCUAUGUUCUUCUUGUGUCAUCAUGGUGUUUCCUCUGAUUACUCUGGAUUUCCCCCACAGUCCAAAAAUACACUGAGGUUAAUAGGAGUUACCAAAUUGCCCAUAUGUGUGUGUGAGUAAAUGGUGUGUGAGAGUGCCCUGCGAUGGGUUGGUGCCCCAUCCUGGGUU